Gracilinanus agilis (Agile Gracile Mouse Opossum) is the source of this 1376-nucleotide messenger RNA. RefSeq names its product family with sequence similarity 222 member A (gene FAM222A). The transcript has a single exon. NCBI's taxonomy places the organism in Eukaryota, Metazoa, Chordata, Mammalia, Didelphimorphia, Didelphidae. The annotation marks the transcript as partial. The record is from RefSeq and is a predicted model, not a curated record.
GUGAGCCGGUGAGCUCCAUGCAUUCCCCGCGGUACCCGAGCCCGGCCGAGUUGGACGCCUACGCCCAGAAGGUGGCCAACAGCCCCCUCAGCAUCAAGAUCUUCCCCACCAACAUCCGUGUCCCGCAGCACAAACACCUCAGCCGCACUGUCAAUGGGUACGACACGACGGGCCAGCGCUACAGUCCCUACCCGCUGCACGCCAGCGGCUACCAAGGCCUGCUGGCCAUCGUGAAGGCGGCGGUCUCCUCCUCCUCGGGCUCUGGUUCUGCCCCCGCCACCGCCGCCGCCUCCUCCUCCUCAGGCAAAGGGGUGGUCAAGAGCGUGGAGGGCAAGCGGACGAAGCUGUCCCCUGCGGCCGUGCAGGUGGGCAUCGCGCCCUACCCCGUGUCGAGCACUUUAGGGCCCAGCGCCGCCCCCCUGGGCUACCACGGCGGGCAGAAGCCCCUGGAGGGGCCCGCCCUGCCCCCCAACGUCACGGUGGCGGCUUCGGUCAUCCCCCUGGCCGGGCGUGGGCUGGCGCUGCCACCCUCCAACCUGCCCUCCAUCCAGAGUAUUAUCUACCAGGUGAACCAGCAGUGCCAGGCCCAGGGCUCCCAGCCGGCCUGCCAGGGGGUAGCGGUCACUCACCCCAGCCCGGCCAAGCGCCCCACGGCCGCCACCCCCGCCGGCUUCUCCGGCAUGGCGAGCUCCGCGCUGGCCUACGCCAGCGCCAUGCUGCCCGACUGUCGCAAAGGGGCCGAGCUGGUGGUGGGGGCCACGCCGGCCAUGGCGCUGGGGGGCCUCAAGCCCGCCGGGUACCCGGACGGCGGCGGCGGCGGCGGGGCCGGCCUGGACUAUCUGCUGUGGCAGCAGAAGCAGCAGCAACAGCAGCAACAGCAACAGCAACAGCAGCAGCAGCUGCGCAUGUACAGCGCGGGCAGCGGCGGGGGCGGCGCCGUGAGCAAGUCCCCCGAGGCGUGCGGGGCCGCCCCCCGCCCCUACGCGCUGAGCGGGGCGGGGGACAAGGUGAGCUCCUCCCCCUUGAACUGCGUGGGCAUGCACGGCAACUUCUCGGUGGGGCCCUACUUCGCGCCGCCCUGGAACAGCAUCCUGGUCACCCCCAACAGCGACUGUUACAACCCGGGCCCCGAGCUGGGCCCCGGCCCCCGGGAGCUGGCCGUGCACCCCGCCGACGGGCUGGCCGGCCUCCCCAGCAAGACGGUCUGCAACACGUCCAUCCUCAGCAGUAGCCUCCAGUCCCUGGAGUAUCUCAUCAACGACAUCCACCCGCCCUGCAUCAAGGAACAGAUGCUGGGCAAGGGCUACGAGACGGUGUCCGUCCCCCGGCUCCUGGACCACCAGCACGCCCACAUCCGCCUGCCCGUCUACAGAUAA